This is a messenger RNA of Porites lobata, 17960 nucleotides long. NCBI's taxonomy places the organism in Eukaryota, Metazoa, Cnidaria, Anthozoa, Scleractinia, Poritidae. The record is from the annotation of a GenBank genome assembly.
GGAAAAAGCAAGCUAAGCGUCUCUUGACUGCUGGUUGAGUCAUAGAGAAAAGUACCUCGCAGUUUCCGUGGUAAGUACGCUGCUUCCUUUUCAGUUUCUCGUCCCUGCAAGCGAUUGUCUACAGCAUAAGUUGGGGCUAACUGCUUGAACGGUAGAAAUCUUAUUGUGAGGACAUUUUAGGUUCAGCUUGAUUCUGUAGCCUAUACUAAACUACCUGGCAUAAAGAUAGACAACUGUUUUUAAACAACGGUAUCGAAUAUAGGAAAGCGACUUCGCCUUUUGAAAAGAACAGAUACAUUUCUGUGACUGAAAGCUGAGAAGUUUGUUUUACAACUCACUUAUCCAGCUAAUACUUGACUACGGGGGUUAUUGUGUACGAGACAUGAAGCAAACCGAAGCCGCACAUCCAAGACGUAAUCAAUUCACAGAAACGAUGCGCCAGAGUAAUCCUAGACAAAAAAGGAGACACCCCCUCGGGGUCUUCAUUUUGAGACCUUAACGUCAUGACAUGAUUUGAUAAAAGAUAAGAACGCGCUUACAGGGGCCUUCCGUCUCGCUUGCUUGGAGAUUAGAUCGAGAAAGCUUAGGAUAACUGUAUAGGAAUAUUUUUAUUCAUAAAAGUGGCCCUGUCCUUUUGGCCGGUAUUACCGGAGAAAAUGGUGCCGUCCAGCGGGACAUCCUGAGUUUUAGCAACAUUUGUUAGGAGGCAUAUCAUAUCUGGGUUUUUUAUUGCUAAACGGUCAUUCUUUAGGUUUCCAAAAAGCCAGGGUAACUAAACAGGAGUGUUUUUUUUUUUUCGUAAAAAAUGCCUUGUCCUUUUGGCCUGUGAGGAAAUAGUACCGCCUAGCAGGACAUCCUAAACUAUGUCAGCAGUUGCUUGCAUGUCAGUACUACAUGACAUGCCGCUUGUAUUUCGACCUCGCUAUAUUAUAACUAUUAGCAAUUACUGUUAGCGCUAGUUUGACCUCACGUCGUAACUAUUAGCGAAGUUUUACUUUGUGUGAGAGCGAAAUUGUUUUGCGUGGUUGGCAUAUAGCACGAGGAACAUUCAGAAUAACUAUUAGCGCGUUUCUACUUUGUGUGAGAGGGAAAAUGUUUUGUGUGGUUAGCUUAUAGAACGAGGAAUAUUCAUAAUAACUAUUAGCGCGUUUCUACUUUGUGUGAGAGCGAGAAUGUUUUGUGCGGUUAGCUUAAAGAACGAGGAAUACUCAUAAUGACUAUUAGCGCGUUUCUACUUUGCGUGAAAGCGAAAAUGUUUUGUGUGGUUAGCUUAAAGAACGAGGAAUAUUCAUAAUAACUAUUAGCGCGUUUCUAAUUUGUGUGAGAGCGAAAUUGUUUUGCGUGGUUAGCUUAUAGAACGAGGAAUAUUCAUAAUAACUAUUAGCGCGUUUCUACUUUGUGUGAGAGCGAAAAUGUUUUGUGUGGUUAGCUUAAAGAACGAGGAAUAUUCAUAAUAACUAUUAGCGCGGUUCUACCUUGUGUGAGAGCGAAAUUGUUUCCCUUAGAUGUCUUAUAGGACGAGGAAAAUUCAUAAUAACUAUUAGCGCGUUUCUACUUUCUGUGAGAGCGAAAUUGUUUUGCGUGGUUAGCUUAUAGAAUGAAGAAUAUUCAUAAUAUAUAACUAUUAGCGCGUUUUUUCUUGGUGUAAAAGCGAACUUAUUUUGCAUAGAUGGCUUAUAGAACGGAGAAUACACAUAGCAUGUUUGUAUUUCGACCUCGCUUUAUUCACUAAUGGAACCAUUGGAAUGACAUCAUUUUCUAUUGGUACCAAUCGUACCAUUGGUAGCAAUGGACCAUCAGUUUGACGAAUCGUACCCGUUUGUGUAUAUUGGACAUGUGUGUUGAAAUCCAAGGAUAACCAAACAGGAGUGUUUUUUAUUCUUGAAAAUUGUCUGGCCCUUUUGAAUGGUAUAAGCUAAAAAAAUAGUACCACCAAGCAGGACGUCCUAAAUUAGCUCAGCAAGCUUGUGUUUAAUUUUUCAUGGUUAAUCUCAUUUGAAAGUGUUUUGAAAGUUAGUUUUUUAUCUCAGUAAUUUUUGUUUUUCUUUUGUUUUGGGGUAUGGUAAUGAAUGCUAAUGACGUUGAAACAAAUGGAAAACAAAAAUUACCGGAGAUAAAAUAAUUUCCUCGUUAGAUUCCUUGUGUUACUUAUUUAUUAAGGAGCACGAUGAGUUUGGAGUUGCUUUCAAGCUUUAUUUUCUCCACUCAUCAACAAUAAUUGGUAGUACAUGUGUCAGUGUUUGAAUCCAGGAGGGGUGGAUUGAGUGGCUAGCCACCCAUUUUUGGAACAGUCUACCAAAAAGUAAAUACUUGGGGAAACAAAUGGAAGUACGUGGGAAGCAAAAACCUCGUGAAGCCAACCAACCAUCGUCCUUCCUAAAUCGGCAUGCUUUGGGACAAAAGUGCAACAACUUAAAAUUAAUAACGUAUAGUUUGAUGGCCGAUUGGUAUCAUCAACCCACCAUUCAAAAAUCCUGGAUCUGCCCCUGGUACUUUAAGUUUAUUACAAAAACGUUUGCAACAGCUGUUGCUUGAUCAUGUUUUGAAAAUCCUGAAAAGAUAAAAGAGUAGAGACAGAAGAGUAUUAGUUAAUAUCCAACGUCUUAGAGUAAAAAUGAGACUUGUAUUUCAAAGUGGGUAGAAUACAGUGAAACUAACUUCUUUUCAUCAACAGUGUCUCAACUUUUAACUGUUUUAAUACCUGUUUAUAGUUGGGCAUUAUCCCCCUGCUGAGGUGCUCUGCAAACUAAUCAGUAACAGUAGUGAUGUACAUGUAUGAAAAUUGUUUUGAUGGAUAGUACUUAAAAGUUCAUUUUUAUUUUGAUGGAAUUGCAUAAUGAAUGACUUUCCAUUCAAUAAUCUUCAUUGCAAAGGUGAUGAAAUAGCAAAACCUACAGUGUACCAUUCUUAGGUGAUUACAACAACAAGGAAUGAAUUAAACUAUCUUUGUUCAGCUGUCCCCAGCUGGUAGGAAAAAGCCUUUAGAGGGCAAGGUAUGUAUUACAAUGUAACAAUAACAAGCUGCAUGUCAUGUAGUACUGACAUGCAAGCAACUGCUGACAUAGUUUAGGAUGUCCUGCUAGGCGGUACUAUUUCCUCACAUAAUACAGGCCAAAAGGACAAGGCAUUUUUUACGAAAAAAAAAAACACUCCUGUUUAGUUACCCUGGCUUUUUGGAAACCUAAAGAAUGACCGUUUAGCAGUAAAAAACCCAGAUAUGAUAUGCCUCCUAACAAAUGUUGCUAAAACCCAGGAUGUCCCGCUGGACGGCACCAUUUUCUCCGGUAAUACCGGCCAAAAGGACAGGGCCACUUUUAUGAAUAAAAAUAUUCCUAUACAGUUAUCCUAAGCUUGUAGAAACCUACAGAAAUCAAGUUUUACAACACAGUUUAACAAUAAAAAAACCCAGAUAUGAUAUACCUCCUAACAAAUAGCUACAAAUGUUGCUAAAACUCAGGAUGUCCCGUUGGACGACACUAUUUUUUUCGGUAAUACCGGCCAAACGGACAAGGCCACUUUUAUGAACAAAAAGGUUCCCAUAGAGUUAUCCUAAGCUUGUAGAAACCUGGAGAAAUCCAGUCCUACAACACAGUUUAACAAUGAAAGCUAGAGGUGAUGUACAUGCCAACAAUUAGACGGUACUAUUUUUUUUCGGUAAUACCGGCCAGCGGGACAAGACAAAUUGAUAUGACAUUUAUAAAAGGAUUGCUUACUAUACUGGUCCAAGAACAGUUCAAAACUCACAAUAAACGCAAACUUGGUCAACAAUCCGUAAAUCACGUUUCUCUGGCGAUAAAACGGCUCCUUUGGCUGUCAGUUUUCACCGCGCUUGAGCCGCCAUAUUGGAUGUUUUCGAGAAUUUCCGAAGUCGACCCGAAUCGGAAACUCGUUCCUAGUACUCCUCGGCUGUCCUUUUGGACGGUAUGAUUUAGGCACCACCGUGAGUAACCCUAAGAACGUCUGUGCGGGAGGCUACAUAAACCAGAUGAGUCAUCGAGAUGUCGGCGGCGUCAGUUACGAAAUGACUGAAAUGAUCCCGUCGACUUCCCCUCACUUGAUCGAUCGCAGCGAGGAUGUUAUAUUUGAGUUAGCUUGAGUUAUAAAACGGUCAAUAUUGUCGUUUCCAGUUUAUAUCACUAAAAAAAAUAUUAAAUUUAUAAUAGACUCAGCUGUAUUGCAUUGAACGACGCGGCUUAUGGUCUUCCCGAGGAAGGCUGGUUUCGGUCGAUGUUAUUUAGUGUCAACACGUCACGAAAUCCUAUCUAACAUCGACCGAAACCUAAACGGGACUCGGCUGCGGCUACGAAAAAAGCGAAAUAGAAUAAAUCCUGGGUCAGUGCGAAUCCCAUCCGAGUUUUAUUACUGUCAUUUGAGUCUCAAACAGUAGUUUUCCAGCUUUUCGACUUUCACCUAAGAAACCUUGAGAAGUUCAUAAUAAAAAAACAUUGGCGCCAAAUCUAAAAUUUUCCAACUGAGAAUACUCUGUAAAGUCAAUGGCGGGAGCUGAAUCAAGCGACACGCCGUGGUUAUCUUUAAGUCGCAUACGAUCCAUAUUCAGGAUAUAUAAGUCAGUCUAGGAGCUUAUUUUAAAAAGCGUAUGAAAUUGCCACGACUACCCGUUUAGCCGUAAUUUAUGAUAUUUAAUUUAAUAAACAGACAGGAGGAUUUUCCAGCAGUAGUAAGCACUUGGUACAAGUGCCCUCCGGCUAAUUUGUAUUUUCCACACGUUUACAGUAUAAAAAUCACGUUUGUCGACCAUCUUUAUUCUUCCAGUUCACAGUAACUAGUAGAUUUUAGACCUUUUUGUAGUUUGAGUUCCCGGGGGCGGGGGGAGGGGGGGGGGAUUGCUCCGGAUUUCAAGUGACAGGGAUAUGGAUGAUCGAAGGAUUUUUUGGGGUUUGCAAGUUUCGUUUUUGGGAUUUUUUGGGGUAGGAAAAUUUUGGGAAGUAUUAUAUAAGUAUAACGGAAGUAUUUUUUUUGGUAGCUUGAUUUAAGUGGGAAUUUUUUUGGGUAUUCAAAACUAAUGUUUCUAUUUUUCGUGUUAUAUCAUUUUAUGCAUUCUGGAAAUUUUUAUUAUGGCUCGGAAAUUCGGCAUGGGAAUUUUUUGGAGGAUAAAUUUUGGUCCAGGGAUUUUUGGGGGUUUUGAUUUUUGCCCCAUUCGAUCAUCCCUGUCACUUGAAAUCCGGAGCACCCCCUCUGGGCUUGAGUUAAGCUGAAAAGGACGUUGAAUUUUUCACACUAUCUAUCCCAAGUUAAUCUAUAUUUUUCUGAUUGGAAACUGUGUAGGGAAGAGCAAUGAAAAAACCAAACCUUCUUAAAGCCGUAAAAUGCUUCUAAAAUUGUCGGGGAAAGUAAUACUGCGGAAAUUCUUGCUCUCCUGGAAAUUUUGUGGAUUUUCAGUAACUCCGGCCCUAAAAGUCCCCUUUCCUGGGGUUCUGGAUAUUGGCCAGUUCCAUUCUCCUCAGAUGAAGCCUUGCGAAUCGGCAUUCAUCAAGGUCAGAUCAGUUUCCAUGUUGUAGUGGAUAAGAGGCAAGGCGAGUCCAACAUUUUCCAGAUUUCAACUUGGAAAGCAUUUUUAUUACUAAACUGAUAUAUUUAUGAUGAAAAAUCCGACCGAUUUCUGUAAACAGCGGAAACCGGUGUGGAUCCGAGCCUGCCCAAUUGUCCUCUCCAACAACUAGCCAUUGUCAGGUUGAAUGUUGGCACGUCUGAUUGCGAAAGUAGAACUUUUUUAUUAUCAACUACUUAAACUUUUUUAGGUGAAAGUUGAAAAGCUGGAAAACUAUUGUGUGAGACUCAAAUGACAGCAAUAAAACUGGGAUGAUAUUCGCACUCAGUCGGGAUUUAUGUUAUUUCGCUUUUUCCGUAGCCGCAAAAUACUAUUCAGAUCAAAUCAGUUUCCUUCUAUUAAGGACACAGUUGAGAUCAUGUAAAGAUUUCUUCAGAGUGAAGUAUAUAACAGGUUUCUAGUUUAACUGUUCAGUCGACUUCCUUCGUAAGAAGAUCAUCCGCCGGUCCCUGGGCGAAAUGGCAAAGUCGCACAGUUUCAAUUCUGGUCAUUUCGUUAACGUCUUUGGUGGAAUUUUUGCGUUUGGCAGUAAAAGAUACUGGAUGUAAUUAAGGCACGCGUCGUUUUACCUCCUUUUUUACGAGGACCUUAAGAAAUAGAACGAGAACCCGAAGCAAAACCAUCGCUCAUCGUCGGACAUCUUUACGUGCGAGGAAAGAAAUGUAUAUGAAGGUGUUGAAUUACCGCUGAUUUCCAGUACCGUCGGAACAUAUACGGGAUCUUGUGGAUUUCCUAAUACGGUCAUGUAUGAAUCAUUUACAGAAUACCUAACUUCCAUAUAUGGUUUUGGCGGGCGAUACAGAUUCGAAGGAACGUUCGUUGAGCUUUGCUGGGAGUGUCUUCAAGAUAUUUAUACGCUUGGAAUAUUGCCUUAAUCUUCACAAUUCGAGUACAAUAUGAGUGGAACUUGAAAAGAAAACAAAAGAAGUACACCAUCACUGAAUUUUGACGAUACAAGUAAGUUUUGGGGUGAAAAAUGUGUCGGUUUCAGUCGUUUCAAUGUAUAUCGAUUCUUCUUUGCGAGUCAUUUGCAAAUCUUAAUGACACACGAGUUAAGCCUUAAGGUUUACAAAGUGAAAGCUUGUUUACUUCGCCUAAAGUGCAGUGUAAAUUCAAAAUAUAAAACCCAAGUCUUGUUUUCGUUAGAUCGCAUUUCGUUCCAGUUUUUGUACGUAAUAGGUAGACAUAUUUCUUUAAUAAGGUAAUGGCACAAUUUACUGUGUAGCCAAAGAGUACAGAUCUAAUCAUUCUUGUCUAUUAAACAUUUACUAAAAUUAAGAAGAAUAUUGUGUGAUGCUUCUAAGCAAUAAUUGUUAAGUACAAGUGAGUUAAAGAAAGGUCAGAAAGAAACCAGUUAAUAUACAUGCACCUUCCUAGCACUACGCACUUGGGCUGGAAAGAAAUCAGCCUGAACUACUUUAAUAUAAAGGUAAGUUAACCAUGACUUUUGUUUACUUGAAGGAAAUAUGAGGGUUUCAUGUAAUUUUUGGGAAAGUAAACACAUAUUGUAUCAGUUUGUAAAUCAACAUUUUACGUCCUUGCCGUAUAAGGUGGUCGUUUGUUUAUGCUGCUGAUAAUUUUUCUUAGACGUUUUAGAAGGGCGGCUGGAAAUUAUAAAACUGAGUAAGCUACUUCUGGCGACUGUUGCAAAGUGUGGUUCGUACAGAUGUUAUAUUUAAAAUACAUACCUAUAUCGCUUUCAUGAAUGUUAUAACUGUACUUUAUCUGCAAGCAAGACCAGCUACCAGAAACGCCCGUCAUGACGGCAAUGAACCGCGUGCGCGUGAGUAUUCUCGCUCGACUCUUCGCAUUUUGCAGAGUUUUUAAAUACUCUUUAGAGGAUAUAAAAACUAAAACUUGCUCGCUUCUUGAACAUUUAUGUGUUUAUUUCACUUUUGUGAGCGGUUGAUACAAAAAAAAAAACUUUGUGAUUCAUUAAAACUAGCAAAGAUGCUUUGGUAUACGUACAGUCGACUCCCGAUAUAACUAGAACCUUCAAGGAAAAUCGAAAAAAGUUCGAGUUAUCGGGAGCUGGAAGUAAGGAAAAGAACAGUUUUUACUGCACAGUGAACAUUUUAAUCACAUUUCAUUGUAGAAAUGUCGAGUGAAAAUUAGAAGAUACUUCUAGAUUAUAAAUCAGAACGUAACGUAACAAAACAUAGCCUAAAUAGAGCAUGCGUUUUACUGUUUUGAGAAGUAAAGCUGUUUCACGUUAGACUUGUGACAAACAACAUCAGCCUCCACUAGCAAACUAUAUGCCUACAACACGUCAAUGGGAAAUUCAAAAUUCUAUGUUUCUGACGCCAGUAGACUGUUUUUUCCCGACUUUUUGCGCUCAAAACAUGGUUCGAGUUAUCGAGGCUAAAAUUAUAUAGAAAUGAUCUGAAGGGAAACAAAAACUACUUCGAUUUAGCGGGAGGUUCGAGUUAUCGGGAGUCAUCAACUGUAUUCAGAUUGUAUUAAAGCGAUCACAGCAUAAUUUUGAAGGGCUGUUAUGCGGCAUAUGGCUAAUCGACUAAUUAUGCAAGCUCUACUCUGUUUUCAGUCUGUCACUCGGUUUCAAAACAUAUUUAUUUGUUAGUUAAAAGAGUAAUAUGUUCUCUUUUUAAUUUCUCCGGGAUAGGGGCAUUCGAUCAUUUAAAAUGUAACAGCCUAUAGGUUCGAGGGAUGGGGAAUUAAAGCACUAAUUUUUCCAAAAUUCAAAUGCUGGUAGCAUCCCUCCAUGAGGGAUAUUGAAACUUUAUUCCAAUCUAUAAUUUGCUCAGUUGGUCUUAGUUGUGUGUGCAUGUCUAACAAUCCUUGACAUUGGUUCGUGCUGGCAGGAAUAUCAAGAGAAUAUAGUUUUGUGCAAUUUGGAAAAAUAAAAGGAUCUGAUGAAGUAUUUUCAAAUGAGAAAGGUAGCUCAUUUAAGAAAAGAUUUAAAAGAAGGGAGCCUAAAAUACAGCCCUGUUGUACAUCUCUUUCGGUCUUAAUAUCAUAGGUGACGAAUUACUGCUUAAUUUUGGCGCGAAAUUUCAGCGUUAAUUUGUAAUUUCACAUGUGAAAUUACUAAAUUGCCAUGGCAACCUGCCGUACGUCUCCGUUUCAAGAUGGCGACGAAGUUUUAAAAUGUCAUGAAUGAAGUUGUCAGGGCAUAAAAAGACGCUUUAGAAAACCUGAACACACGAAAGAGCACAUCAAGAAGGAUUCUUAGAGGUAUGUUGUCGAAAAAUUCCGAAAACUUAAGCCAAAUUUCAGCUCUAAACGUUUGAGAGAGUGGAGUUCACGAUCGAUCGAUACGAUCCAGAAUAAACAAGUCAAAAAUCCUCGAUUGCUAAGGUAAUUCGUCACCCAUGAUAUUAAUAGGUAAUCAAAUGGUAUACUCGUGAAAUUAGGGAAUAAUUUCACUUGCGUUUUGUCCAAAUCCUAAGGAUUUGGACAAAACGCGCGUGAAAUUAUUCCCUAACUUCACUCGCCACCGUUUGAUUACACAUACUAAUAACAUACAUGAAAGAAUUUCUCGAUUGUGAUUGGCUAAGAGAAAUGCAGUUUUUAGGUAACACGGUGCAGAAAAAAGGUAAUUUAAUGCAGAAAAGAGUAACAAACGUGACAUUCUGUUUGGCUGAUAAACAAAGGAACUCACUGGGAGCCAAACAAAUGCGCCAUCUAAAUGGCGCAAAAUUUAGAUCGGCUCCGGACAAGUUUCGAGCAAAAACCGCAAUGGUUGGCGUUUGCAGCACUGUAGAGGAGCUGAAAAACUGCUCUAAAAACGAAACACUGCGAAAAGCACUGGUUUUUGGGUCUCUGUUUGGAAGAAUUGGUGCGUAGAUAAGGAAGUUACUGAUGAAAUAGAAAAUUAUGAGCCGGCUGAACUUAACACUUUGCUCGAGCAUUUCUACGCCGAAAUAAUAAAUUUUUUUCAAAGACCACAAUUUUUUUAGCCUUUGAAAAAAUUUAUUCGUGCUUAUUAAUUCCAAAUUGCACUCGAAAUCAUGUGAUUAUCUGUACUAAAUCGUGCAAAUGCAAUGCAAAUUAAUUUCUAAUGACAUGUGCAGUGUGUACGCCGACUGGCUCAAGGAACUUCCGGUCGAUCGUGACUUCAAGAACGUGCUCUUUUUAAGAUAAUUUUGCAAUAAAUCAGAAAUAUCCUUUUCUUGGUUCGUCUUGUCGCUUUGUUAUAAAAUAAUAAUGGUUUACAUUAUUAUAGGAAAUAAACGCUCCAUUAAAUUUAAGGUAUUGGAAAUUAACGCGACUUAAAUUAACGCGAAUAAAAUGGAAAACGACUUUCGAAUAAAGAGAAUUAACGCAAAAGAGGAGGUAGAAUUUCAUGAUAGAGAAAAUUAACACGAUGAAGACACAGUUGGUGGUGACAACUGGAACAAAUUUAUUCCAACACUGGAUGCAAAAAAAUUCAAAACUGAACUUACAUCACUUCUGACAACGACAACGAUGAAGAUGAACUCGAAAUAUUGUAAACCUUCGCCUUAGCUUUUGUGAAUGAUGAAAAAUAUAAGGGGUAAAUGGAAAGAAAGCUCGUAGUUAAUGUUUAAUGUCUGGACAGGUUCCUAAAUCUGGGUUAAAAUACUGCAAAUUAAGAGCGCGGAAAUUAACGCUGCACUUAAUUAACGUAGCGGAAAUUAACGACUUGAAUUAACGCGAAUUUUAACGAUUCGCGUUAAUUUCAUGGAGCGUUAAUUUCCUAAAAUAAGGUAUGAUUUAUUGAAUUUGAUUUAUGGACUUAACAGGGAAGUUUGGAGGUCACUCAGCAUCCUUUUUUUUUUAGUUAAUAUGUAGAUUGUUCAAUAACUGAAGAUUUUAACGAAAUGAAACAGGUCUACAAUACUGUCAUAUCUACUAUUUUUAUACAUGACUUCAACACGUGCACGUUAAAAAUAAAUAAAUGAAUAAAUAAAAAAACAAGAUUACGAUCUUUCAAAAACGUGUUAGAAAAGGUGCUGAUAACAGAUUUCAUAUACUACAGAUAACCAAAGUAUUGAUGUCGCAUAAGAACAUACUUACCUAUAUGACAUUUAGUUUCGUCAUAUUUGUUUUUGUUUUUGUUUUUUUGUUUUUGCUUUUUUCUUUUUAAGACGUGUACAGUAGGGUUAUAUGUAAGCUUGUGCUUAAUGAUAUUCUUAUGUCCUUUUUUACAUUGUAAAGCGCUUAGAACAGCUAUGUAUAAGCGCUAUAUAAAUGCCAUUAUUAUUAUUAUUAUUAUUAUUAUUAUUAUUAUUAUUAUUAUUAUUAUUAUUAUUAUUAUUACCUACAAUCUUGGACGUCAAUCGUUAUCGGGCAUGUUCCAUCUCGUUUAUUUCGUCAAAUGGUGGCAAAUUUUUCUAGAGUUGAAUUCUAAAAGACUGUAUCAAAGUUCAGGAAAAGAAAAAGAAAGUCGUUGUCUUGUUUUCACUUCCUCGACAAAACGUAAAAUUAGGCUCUUUCACGUUUUAGUCGUGCAACGACGGCAAAGAAAUGUACAAAAAAGCGUGAUGCACGUACAAAGUUGUUGUUUUUCGCCCCCCACCCAUGUAAGGGAAUCCAAGACAGCCUUUGAUUCAGGCUUCCACGCCGUGGACUCCGGAUUCUAAUUACUGGAUUCCAGAUCUUUUUCAGUGAAACUUGGAUUCCGGAUUCCAGUUGUUAAUCGGAUUCCGGAUUCCUACAGCUGUUUUUCGGAUUCUAAGGCCCAGGAUUCCGGAUUCCAAGAAGAAAAAUUUCCAAGAUUCCGGAUUCCACGAAGAAAAAUUUCCAAGAUUCCGGAAUCCGUGGGGAGAUUGUUUUGCCAAUCUAAACCAAUUGCUUUUUUGCCGUUCUCGUUGCCUUCGCCGUCGUUGUUGCUUAUGUAACAAUGCUACCCACCGUCACAUUUUUUAUCGGCCGUGUAGGCCUGCUUGUUCAUGUGUGAAAGGCCCGCCGCCUUACUAUAGAGUACGAAUCUAAGAGAAACAUCAUGGCUCUCAUCUCUUUUACUGGCCAAUUAAACAACUAUUCUGAUCGAUGUUAACUUACCGGUUCUUCCGAGCGUUAUUUAGUUUGUUCUUCCUCUAUAAUUCAUACAGUGUACAGGGCUUAGCUUGGUGCUUGGAGUGCUUUUUGUACUCCCCUCGCCGUCAGUAUUUCCGUUUUUUUAUCACACGUCUCCUUAGUCUGACUCCUAUUGUGGGAACCCCGAUUGUAAAAACAGUAAUUUAAGUUGCAUAAAAAGUCAGAGCCUGAGGAUUAAAAAAAAGAAAGAAACGUUUAGCUACGUGCCACAUUUUGCCCAAAAGCGGUCUUAAGAGCCUGUUCUCCCUUUGGAGUGUUUGUGAUCAGUAUAUUCCCUCGUACCAGGAGGCAACGGUACCAGUGAGCCAAUUGGAGACGAUCUUAAAAAACACCUGUCAUUGAGUAUCUAUGAACUGCUAGUAGAUUUGCAUUUUGCGAGUUAUUGUCAAGCACACGGUUAGAGCCAAAUACGACAUCAUUUUUCUCUACCAAAACAACAGCAAAACAAGUCCGGAUCCAGGUGUCCUGUUCGCUUUGACAAGGUUUGACAAGCUUUGUUUGUUUUGACAAUGAUUUGAAUAAUCACGGAAAACGACUCUUGGAAAUUUGUAGAAGCGCGGAUUUAAGAAUUUUAAAUGGUAGAAUUAAUGGCGACUCGUUAGGCAGACCUACAUUUCAUGGUAAAUCGGGAAUCAGUGUCAUUGAUUACUCCGUAUGUGACCAAGAUUUGCUACGAAAUAUAACAUCUUUUGUAGUGAAAGAGCCGAACAGUUUAUCAGAUCAUAGUCCAAUAAUAACAUGGCUUAAGGUUAACCGUCAUUUAGAUAAUGAUUCAUCAAACGAGGCAAUUAUAAAUGAUUCUUAGACUCCUCUACCAAAACAGUUUUUUUGGGAAAACGAUUCGUCACAAAAAUUUAGAGCUACAUUACAGUCUGAAGACAUUCAAAGAAUGAUCCACAAUUUUAUGAAUACUACAACAAUCACGAGAAAUGUUGACAUGAACCUUCAUGCUGUAGAAAAUAUUCUUAUUUCAACCGCCAAACGCUGUUUGAAGAUCAAAACAGCAAAAAAGCGACGUUGCAAAAUAUCUUCGAACAAAAAAUGGUUCGACAAAGAAUGCCGCUAUAAAAGACAUGAACUGCGGAAACUUUCUAAUCAAAAACAUAGAGAUCCUCUAAACACUACCCUCAGAGAAGAGUUUCACAACGUCUUAAAACAAUAUAAAAACCUUUUGAAACAUAAGAGGACGAAUACUAUAGCAAUAAGAUCUGUGAACUUGAAAAUACGGUCGAAAAUUCGAACAAUAAGAGCUUUUGGAAGUGUUUGAAGUCAAUGGACGACACUAUGAAGGAAACCUACACCCCUCCAAUUUCUGAAGAAAAAUGGAUGUCCCACUUUCAAUCUUUGCACUCGAAUGAACCCCUUAAUGAACAGCAGGAGGCAAUUAUAGAUGAGUUGCAGAAUUCAAAGGAUAUUACGUCACGAUCUCACUCCUUGGAUUACCUCAUCACUGAAAGUGAAAUUCGCACUGCAGUUGGAAAACUCAAAAACAACAAAUCUUCUUUUUCAGACAAAAUCAAAAACGAAAUGAUCAAAUCUAGCCUAAACGAAUUAAUGCCUGUUUAUCUAAAACUAUUUAACACGGUCCUCGACUUAGGAACUAUGCCCCAAAUGUGGUGUGAUGGCCUCAUUACACCAAUUUUUAAAUGUGGUACUAAAAGCGAUCCAUCAAACUACCGUGGAAUUUGUAUUUCCAGUUGUAUUGGAAAACUAUUUUGUUCAAUUCUCAGUCAGAGACUUCUAAAGCACGUUGACUUAAAUAAUAUACUUCACAAGUCUCAAACUGGUUUUCCAGCAAAUAAUAGAACAGCAGAUCAUGUCUUCACACUUUGAACAUUAAUAGACAAAUAUGCCCAUUGUCACAAGGAGAAAAUAUAUGCGUGUUUUGUUGACUUUAGGAAAGCCUUUGAUUCGGUUUGGCAUGAUGGGCUUCUCUAUAAGUUAUCUAAGAUCAAUGUCCAAGGAAAGUUUUAUAGUCUAAUUAAGAGUCUAUACUCGAAGUCUACCUGCUCUGUCAGGAUUGGAAAUAACAAAACGCGCUCUUUUCAAUACGCAAGAGGAGUGCGGCAAGGUUGCAUUUUAAGCCCUCUGCUCUUUAACUUAUACCUUAACGAUCUAGCGUUCUCAUUUGACAAUGUUUUAUCAGACCCCUUCGUGUUACCAAAUGGCACCAGACUCAACUCUCUCCUUUACGCAGAUGACUUGAUAAUAUUAUCGCGAUCCAAACUUGGUCUACAAAACUGCCUUAACGUACUAUCUUCAUAUUGCAACUCAUGGAUGCUUAGAAUAAAUCCUAAGAAAACCAAAAUAAUGAUUUUUCAACGAUGCACACGAAAACGUGAACAUAACUUCCGCAUAGGCAAUGAAGUAAUCGAAGUUGUCCAAAACUAUACUUACUUGGGAACUCGAAUUACAUCUUCCGGAAAUUUUACACUUUCGCUUGAACAUCUCCGACAAAAAGCUCUUCACGCGCUCUUCAGCCUCAGGCGACACACGGAUUUGAAUAAUCUUAAGCCCUCACUUGCGUGUAAAAUUUUUGACUCUAUGAUUUCACCAAUUCUAACCUACAACAGCGAAGUUUGGGGUGCUUUUGUUAAAUCAGAUUUUAAGUCCUGGGACAGCUCUGCAAUUGAAAAAACCCAUUUGCAAUUCUGUAAACGUUAUUUACAAGUACAUAACAAGGCAUCCAACAUUGCUUGUAGAGCUGAACUCGGUAAAUUUCCCAUGAUCAUUGAUAUAAAUAAAAAGGUUCUAAAUUACUUAGACUAUCUGAGAGGUAAGGAUGAAGAUUCUAUAGUUAAACAGGCCUUACAAAUUUCAAUUGACCUUCAUCAUAACGGAAAAACUAGCUUUUACUCUAAUCUCAUGAAAAUGGUUGACUACUAUGAUCUAAACUAUGACUUUUCCUGUAAUUCAUUGAGUGACUCAAUAGUUAAUAGGUAUAUCGGCAUAAUGAAAAAUAAAUACGUCUCUUACUGGAAUCAGACACUUCAACAAUCACAAAAACUCAGUUUUUAUUGUACAAUCAAAGACGACUAUAGCCCCUCGCCGUACCUAGUUUUAACAAGAAAAAACCCUUCGAGAAAAACAUUAGUUAGAUUUAGAAUAAGUAGUCAUCAACUUAGAAUUGAAACAGGUAGAUACGAAAACAUUCCUCGCAAUGAAAGGAUAUGUCACUUUUGUACAAGUAAGAAAAUAGAAGAUGAAAAUCAUUUCUUACUAGAUUGUAAAGCUUAUUCUCAGAUCAGAGACAUAUUUUUCUCGAAACUAAAAACUAAAAUACCUGACUUCAAAUCACUUUCACACGAUACUUUAAUAUCUCUUCUUAUGAAUUCUUCUGAUUAUUUAAUUAACUGUCAAUUAGUUUCAUUUAUCUCGCAAUGCUUUGAAUUAAGGACCAAAUUAAUAUCAAUGAAUGAAUGAAUGAGAACUGUCACGUUUUGUAAAGUUUUGCACGUACUAAUUAGUUGAAUUAGUACUUAAAUUUAGACUAAUAGCUUUUGCAAUACUGUAAUUCCUUUAUGGUCAUGCAAAUAAAGCUUUUGGUGUUGUUGUUGUUGCUUCGCUCAGGAUGCGACUUCUCGACAAUGGCUGCUAUAUGACGUCAAAAACGAUCAAGGCGAUGUUUUUCGCCCCCAUAUAAGGUAAUCCGGAUGCUAGGAUCCGGGGAAUUUUUGGUUGUGCAUUCCGGAAUCCUGGACCUUGGAAUCCGGAAUUCAGGUUAAGGAUACCGGAAUCCCGCUAACGUCUGGAAAAAAAUCCGAGUUGUUCAAAAAGUGGGUAACGCUAUUCAGUGAAUAAAUCUAACGCAAACGUUUCCCUAAUACUUAUCUACUGGAUAGUGAUUUAUCCAGUGGAUACCGCCAUCUAACACUUGAACAAAGAGAGGUCUGAAACUCAGACACAAGAACUGAAACAUCUCUGACUGUGAAUUUUGUCAUAAAAUGACAAAAGGCAGAUAAACAUUACUAGUAAGUCUCCGAUGAAGUUGGUGCACAGUGCCAGCAACCGCCGCUACAACGACGGCAAAGACAACGUCAAAAAACAAUUGGUUUUAUGAGAAAAACAACACCUCUGCACGUGCAUCACACUUUUUAGAACAUUUCUUUGACGUCCACAGCACACCUAAUACCACGUUUUGUGGAGGACGUGAACAUACGACGAUGAAUUUUUCACUGAAUCUCAUGUUGAACCAGAAAAAACUCCUUUAGAAUCCAACUCCAGGAGAAAUUGCCUACAUUUGACAAAUUCAUCCGGUCCACACAGACGCGACGAAGUUUGAAAGGACGCAAAUUAGUUUUUAGUGUUGAAGAAAAGGAAAGAUAAGCGGACGACAAGGCCAAUCGCUUAAACUUUACCAGCUAAUCAAAAGGCGCUCGGAAAUUAACUGACAAAAGUAUACAAAAAGUUUGGAUCAGGAGAAGUACUUGCAGUAUCGUAUGUGAUGUCCUGGGAGCCAAUACGUGGUAAUGUAUUGGUGUAUCUUGCAGUUAAUGAGGCUGUGUGAAUGAAGCAAGCAAAUAAGGAGACCAGUUAAUACAUGAGUGUGAAAAAGUAUGGCUGAGCAAUGUAGUAAGUAGUUUAAAAAGCACCGUUGAGCAAUAAUUGAUGUACAUGCACUGUCCGUCCUUUUGAAGACAUAGUGCCAGAAAAUAUUUAAGUUAAAGUAGGCUUUUUAUUGACUAUUUCGUUUAAAUUGAUGAGAUUUUGUUUUUUAAUUUUAGGAGCUGCUUACUGAAACACUUACAAGCUACUUAAUGUUUCAAGAGAGUUUGAGAGAUCAAGGCCGCAUACGUGACCGAUAAUGAUCACAUGUUUAUUUCUCUUGCUCAAGUCGUGUCUUAAAUCAACACAUUAGUCUCAUAAAGGCAAAAUGAGAGAAACGGUGGCACGAACAUUCAUUUUGGUUUGCUUGUUAUGUGCGAUAUUGCUGUUAAUAACAGUGUUUUGGAACUCACUGGGUAACACCUUGCGCCAAACAAUUCCAAUCUCCCGACUGGCGUUAGGGAGACUAAGAAACAAGGAGCUGGAGUCAGCUGAAGAAAACAACACUCGCAGCGUAACUCAGAAGCCCUUCGUGAUACUGGUUUAUACACAAUUCUUCGGUACUAAGGAGUGGAUAAAAAUCACUGAUGAUUGUUCCUCACCAGAAAUACCUGGAAACAGUUGCCGUAAGGACAAGGUUGAUUUGACGUACGAUAAAAAGCGAUAUGCUGAAAGCGAAUUUGUCAUAUUCCACGCCCGAGAUAUGCCUGGUGUGGAUCACCUGAAAACGAUAAUGAAAAAUAAGCCCUCGUCGCAGUUCUGGAUUUAUUUUUUACAGGAAAGUCCAAAUGCUACUCCUGAUACCCGACCUUUGAAUGGAAUGUUCGAUUUGACUAUGACGUAUAGAUCCGAUUCAGACUUCUGGUGGCCUUAUGGGUCUUAUAGGGGGAUCCCAUUUGAAAAGACUUCACAACUAGAUUUCUCCGUUGGGAAGGACAAACUGGUUUCCUGGAUGGUUAGCAACUGUAACUCUCAUCUCAGAAACUCGUUUGUUCAUGAGCUUCAAAAGUACAUUACAGUUGAUGUAUUUGGAUCGUGUUCGGGAAAAUUUGGCGAACCAAAAUCCUGUCCACAUGGAGAAGCUUGCAGAAAUAUUAUUAAACAGUACAAGUUCUACCUUAGCUUUGAAAAUGCAUUAUGCGAGGACUACAUCACUGAAAAGUACUGGGGCCGUAUAGGUAAGCAAGCUUAUUUACGAAAUAUAGGAAUUGAUGGUAGCCCAGUUUUUAGUUUAUUUAUAAAUAACAUUAUUGCUUAUGUAGGUCAGCAAGUCUUUGUUGUUGUUGUUGUUUGUUUUUUGGUGGGGGGGGGAGGGGUAAAGGAGGUGUAUUAUAGGCAAAAAAUAACAUAAAAGAGAGGGGUAGGCUUAAUAACUUUCUUCCACUAAAAAGGGGGGAGGGGCUUAUUUGAGAGGGGGGCUUAAUAGAGGAUUUACGGUAAUCAUAAAAGUCUCAAGGCCCUUAUUUGAGGUUUUAUCGUCAUUACAGGAGAUGAAAACGUCAUACCAAUAGUCUUAGGAGGCGCCAACUACAGCAAACUCGCCAUUCCAGGUUCAUAUAUCAACGUUAUGGACUUCAAGACGGUAAAAGACCUUGCAGACUACCUCCACUACCUUGACAAGAACAAUACCGCCUACAAUGAAUAUUUCAGUUGGAGACAAAAAUAUCGAGCAGGCAGAGAAGGGUGGUCCUUUCUUUGCAUGUUCUGUGAAACUCUUAGAACCGAUUUCAAACAAAGAGGCCGAUAUAAAGACCUGACAGGCUACUGGGUUGGUAAAGGAAGAUGCAAUGAAAAGGACGAGCGUGUUAGAAGAAUGUGGAGUUGA